Python bivittatus (Burmese python) is the source of this 2452-nucleotide messenger RNA. The record is from RefSeq and is a predicted model, not a curated record. NCBI's taxonomy places the organism in Eukaryota, Metazoa, Chordata, Lepidosauria, Squamata, Pythonidae.
AUCAAUUGUGUAAUUAUGGAAAUUGACAUCAAUGAUAUAAAUUACAACAAUUAUCCAGAUUGCUUGGAGCACAGCAGACUUUGUUUUUUGAAAUUGGGAAAUCUUGCCCUGUCUCCAAUAUACUUUGUGAUUGGUUUGAUCAAGCGACUUUUCUCUAAAUCUCAGCCUUCUAUCACGCUAGAAAAUCCAGAUGUAAAAUAUGCACUAAGGCUGAUCGACAAAGAGCACAUCAGUCACGACACCAGAAGAUUUCGCUUUGCCCUGCCAAGUCCACAACAUGUUUUGGGACUUCCUGUUGGACAACACAUUUACCUCUCGGCAAGGAUUGAUGGGAACUUGGUGAUCAGACCUUAUACACCUGUCAGCAGUGAUGAUGACAAAGGUUACGUGGACCUUGUUGUGAAGAUCUAUUUCAAAGGAGUUCACCCCAAAUUUCCAGAAGGAGGGAAAAUGUCCCAGUACCUAGAGAACCUAAAGAUGGGGGACACCAUUGAGUUUCGUGGACCUAGUGGAUUGCUUGUUUAUAAGGGAAAAGGUGUGUUUGCUAUUCGCCCAGACAAGAAAUCUGAACCCAUUAUUAAACAUGUGAAAUACGUUGGGAUGAUUGCAGGUGGAACAGGAAUUACUCCAAUGUUACAGCUCAUUCGAGCAAUUGUAAAGGACAAGGAUGACCCCACAGUUUGCCAUUUACUCUUUGCUAACCAGACUGAAAAUGAUAUCUUACUGCGCCCAGAACUUGAGGAAGUACAAGCUCAACACUCAGCUCAGUUUAAGCUGUGGUACACAUUGGACAGAGCUCCUGAAAAAUGGGAUUACAGCCAAGGAUUCGUAAACCAAGACAUGAUCAAGGAACAUAUGCCUCCACCACAAGAUGAUGUUCUCAUUCUGAUGUGUGGCCCACCUCCCAUGAUUCAAUAUGCCUGCAUUCCCAACCUGGAUAAAUUGGGUUACACCAAGGAGAUGUGGUUUUCCUACUAACUGGGAGUCAGGGUGAAGUAGAAGGUGGUAGUAGGGGAAAGCGUGGAAAACAGCCUUUGGGAAUAACAGGUAACAGAAACUAAUGACAGGCUGAGUAAACAGAGGCGGAAGCUGUGUUCAGAGGAAUUCCAGCUUGUGCACUCUUGAUGUCUUUCUAAUCCUGCCAAGCUGAAGCCUCAGGUAGACGGAUAACUGUGUUGUAUAUCAUGCUCUUUGCUUUGCUCUGUGUAUCAAAUCUGUAAUAAGGCAAUUGAAUGAGGUUUGGCUCUUUCAUCAUGGAUAAGCAAAUAUAGCUGGGCACUCAUAUCCCCAAAGAGUUUCUUAUGUACAGCAUCUGUGUUGUGACAUCCGGGUGAUAAGCAGGGAGAGGUGAAGGAGGUGGUUUCACUCUUCCUGCUGUUUCUGCACGAAAGCUUUAAAUGCACACCUGUCUAGCACUGACGUGAUCAUGUUUGCCUUCGUUUGCAGAGGGGGGAAAUUGCUUCACAUGCCAAUAUAUAGAAACAUACUCAUCUGGAAAGCAGAGAACUGAUUUGCUCUGUCAUUCCCAGCCCAAACUAUACACAUUAAAAAGGGAUGCCCAAUCAUGAGAUUCUGAAUCUUAAUAGGGGCAAACCCAGAGGACAGAAGUGAGGUGUUUGCAUCUUUUCUUCCUUCAGGCCCUUGUCUGGGGACAAAAAUUUAGAUUUAAAGCUGGGCUUUGUGUAAGGCGGAAUAAGGGCACGUAUGGGGAAGACUAGGUUUAAACUAAAUCCAGCUCCCAGAAAUUUCCAUUUAAAAAACAAAGGCAUGUACAUUUUGGUUUGAAGGUGUUAAAGGUGACAAAUGGGAUGGUCUGUUGGUAGAUGAGAAGGGUGAGUUGGGCUGCUUAUAUUUUCUUUUAAGUGUAGUAACUUGUAUCUAAAAUAAUUUGUCUCAGUUCCCACCUCCCCUUUCCAUUGCAUGAGCCUUCAAUGGUUCCUUUUUAAUUAGCUAAACAUAUCCAUGUUUAUAUACAUAAAUAUAUAGGUAGCUCAGUUACCAAAUAUGUCCAUUUUUAGUUAGGUAGAAAAAUUAAAAUUCUUGAUGUAAAAACUGCUUCAUUCAAUAAUUUUGGGAAAAGCUCCUUAUAAAGGCAAUGUCAGUAGCUGCAUUGAAGGGAGGGAAUAGUGUUUCUCAUCCCCCCCAUUGGCAAGCUUUUUCUCUCUUUCCAGACUUAUUUUAAUAUGAUUAGCGUGCCAGCUGCUGCUAAGUUAAUCCCCCAAGAAAUAAAAAGGUUUGUAAUGAUUAGGUGCUUUAUGUAUCAGAGCCUGAACAGAAGAACUUAGAAGUCUGUUCUUGCCUUCUUGACCAAGAAUGCCAGUGUCUAUUUUUUAAAAAAACAGACCUUGAAUAGGAAUUGUCUACUUGAAGUCAAUCCUUCCCAAAUCUUUCAUUGAGACAGAUGUUGCAGCUGAAGAGACAUGAUUAGCAAGCGUCAAGAAGUUUCUUGAAC